AUGGCCAAUAGGGUCGAGUUCUCGCAGUGCCUAGUCGGAAAAUUUGACGGGAAGGGCAAAUUUCAACAUUGGAGAGCCCAGAUGGAGCUUUUCUUUAAGGAGGCUUGGGAUUGUCUCAUCAUCAAUUGCUAUGUGGGACAAGAUAAGGUGAAAAAGGUUCAGCUCCAGACUUUACGGCGGCAAUUUGAGCUUCUUCAGAUGGAGAAAAGGGAGAGCAACUCUGAUUACUUCUCACGCACCUUGGCGAUUGUCAAUCAGAUGAAAGCCAAUGGUGAGGUUUUAUCAAAUCUACAAGUUGUGGAGAAAAUUCUUCGAACUUUGACAGAUCGGUUCGAAGGCAAAGUCACAGCGAUAGAAGAGUCAAGAGAUCUGGCAGCAGUGACGGUUGAUGAGUUUAUGGGUUCUCUACAAGCCUAUAAGCAUAGGCUAAAUGAGAAGUCAGAGGUUGCAAUUGAAGAAGCGUUGGAGACUCGGUUGAGUUUGAAGAAAGAGAGAAACUUGGCGCACUGCAGUGAAGGAAGUUCCCGCUGUGAGGGAGGCUACCGUCGUGACGUAAGAAACCAGAAUUCAAGUUACAGAAGAGGAUCAAAUCAUCGGUUUGGAGCAAAAAGAGGAAGAGGCUACAAUUGGAGUCAACCACGUGAUAAGUCGAGGAUACAGUGCUUUAAUUGCAAGGAGUAUGGCCAUUACAAAACAGAGUGCAAUCAGAGAAGGAGGUUCGAGGGUCAGGAGUUCCAUGCCAAGAUUGCAGAGAAUGAUGUUGACAAUGAAGAGAAUCUGUUGCUGGCUUUCAACGCGAUGAAUGGUCGAGAGAAGACAAAGUGGUUCUUGGAUACAAGGUGCAGCAACCAUAUGUGUGGCCAUAAGGACUUAUUUGCUGAACAGAAUGAGUCCAUAACAUCAGAGAUCACAUUUGGCAAUGCAGCAAAGAUGCCGGUGAAAGGAAAAGGCAAAAUCUCUAUCAAGUUGAAGAAGGGGGAGAACAAUAGCAUCUCUGAUGUGUAUUAUGUACCUAGUCUUCGCCACAAUUUGCUAAGUGUAAGGCAGCUCUCUGAGAAGGGAUAUGAUAUGAGGAUCUACAGAUGA
Messenger RNA from Fragaria vesca subsp. vesca, 1086 nucleotides. RefSeq lists its product as uncharacterized. Bases 1 to 1086 code for a protein of 361 amino acids. Lineage: Eukaryota; Viridiplantae; Streptophyta; Magnoliopsida; Rosales; Rosaceae. The record is from RefSeq and is a predicted model, not a curated record. The transcript is spliced from 2 exons.